UAAAAAUUGUGAUUUUUAAUUUCUAGUUUCAAAAGUUAAGAAUUUGUUCAGAAGUCAGCCGAACUAUAUGAUUUAAAUGACAAUUCUCCAAAUGGUGUCGUUUUGUUCACAUAACGUUUUGUCCGCAUAAAAUUUUUAUGAUUGCCACAUUACCAAUAAUUUCACCAAAAUUAUGACCUGUGCAAUGGGACAAUUCUAAAAUACUCCCUCUGUCUCAAGGUAGUUGAAGAAUUUCUUUUAGACACGAGAUUUAUGUAAUUGAUAUGUUAGAGAUUAAAGUAGGGACAUGAGAUUUAUGUAAUUGAGGUGGCAGUUCGACUGCCAAGGGGGCCGCCCCGCUACCGGUGGCAGCCCUCCGCCGACGGUUGCCUUCUUCCCCGGUUGAAUGGUGAGUAAUUUUUUAGAAAAUUAAAGGGCAAACAGAUGAUGUUUGUUGGAGAUUCUCUAAGUCUUAAUCAAUGGCAAUCUCUUUCAUGCAUGCUUCAUGUGCUUGUACCUCAUGCUAAGUACACCACCAAGACUGUACAAGGCCUCUCUACUUUCACAUUUCAUGAUUACGAUGUGUCGCUAAAGUUCUACAGAAAUGCAUUCUUGGUGGAUAUAAAGAAUGAGGAAAGAGGGAGGGUGUUAAUGUUGGAUUCUCUAAGUUCAAGCCAAAUUUGGGAAGGAAUGGACUAUGUUAUUUUUGACUCUUGGCAUUGGUGGCUCCACUCCGGCAGGAAACAACCUUGGGAUUGGGUUGUGUACGGAAACACGACUGUGAAAGACCUAGACCGUAUGGUUGCGUAUGAGAAAGCACUCAACACAUGGGCCAAAUGGAUCGAUUCCAACAUUGAUCCAACCAAAACUCAAGUAUUCUUCCAGGGCGUUUCGCGAUCACGACUCGUGCACGGGGCAUACGGAACCAUUAAAAAGUCCAGGAAGCCCUCACCCAGCAGAGGUGGUGCUGGAGAAAGUUCUGGGAGCAAUGGACAAAGAUGUCUAUUUACAGAGGAUCACAGGAUUAUCACAGUUGAGAAUUGAUGGACAUCCAUCUGUUUAUGGGCAUGGAAGCCAUAGGGAUUUGGACUGCACCCAUUGGUGUCUAAGCGGAGUUCCUGACAUUUGGAAUGAACUCUUAAAUGCCUCUACUAAUUAGUCCAUUAUGAAAUUGAGCAAUUUGUCAAUUGUAAUACUAUUAUUAUUGUUGUUGUUAUUGAUAAAGAAUGUAUGUUUGUAUA
This is a messenger RNA of Salvia splendens (bonfire salvia), 1220 nucleotides long. Its product is annotated as protein trichome birefringence-like 43. Lineage: Eukaryota; Viridiplantae; Streptophyta; Magnoliopsida; Lamiales; Lamiaceae. Gene Ontology annotation, cellular component: Golgi apparatus. The transcript is spliced from 5 exons. The coding region runs from base 424 to 1023 and encodes 199 amino acids. Gene Ontology annotation, molecular function: O-acetyltransferase activity. The record is from RefSeq and is a predicted model, not a curated record.